AUGUCAACCUCAACCUCAACCUCCCGUACCCCCCUCCUCAUCUCCCCCAAAUCCCUCCUCUCAACACCCCCCACCUCCUACAAAGCCCUCGACUGCACCUGGCACAUGCCCUCCCCAACCCCGCGCUCCCCCCGCCCCGAGUAUACCCAAGCCCACCUCCCCAACGCCCGAUUCUUCGACCUGGACGGUGUGUGCGAUACCUCCUCCCCUUACCCACACAUGCUCCCCACCCCCUCUGCAUGGUCUAAAGCGAUGGGGGAACUGGGUAUUGGGAGGGAUGACUGGGUCGUGUGUUAUGAUACGUAUGGAGUCUUUUCGGCGGCGAGGGUGGUGUGGAUGUGUAAGGUCUUCGGGCAUACGAGGGUUAGUUUGUUGGAAGGGGGUUUGGCGGGGUGGAAAGAGGCGAGAGGGGAGGUUGUUAGUGGGGAGGAGAAGGUUGAGAGCGUGGAGUAUGGCCCGUGCGAGAUUGAUGACAAGUUGGUCAAGUCCUUUGAGGAAGUGAGGGAGAACGCACAAAAACAGGAUGGGAGGGCAAAGGUCCUCGACGCUCGUGCGAAAGGAAGAUUUACAGGCGAAGCACCCGAACCCCGACCCGGCCUCUCCUCAGGUCACAUCCCACACUCCAUCUCCCUCCCUUUCCAAUCACUCCUCACCACCCCCUCUUCCUACACAACCUACAAACCGGCAUCAGACCUGAAAGAGACUUUGGAGGGCUUGGGCGUGAAGGAGGGAGACGACGUAAUCAUGUCCUGCGGAACUGGCGUGACAGCAAGUGUGUUGUGGUUGGGACAGAACAUCGCUUUCGGGAGUGAUGGAACUAAGGGUGCGGUGUAUGAUGGCAGUUGGACGGAGUGGGCGCAGCGGGCGAGUGCUGAUGAGGGGUUGAUCGUCAAAGGAGACGCUUAG
Saitoella complicata NRRL Y-17804 is the source of this 906-nucleotide messenger RNA. Its product is annotated as Rhodanese-like protein. NCBI's taxonomy places the organism in Eukaryota, Fungi, Ascomycota, Saitoellomycetes, Saitoellales, Saitoellaceae. Gene Ontology annotation, cellular component: mitochondrion. The record is from RefSeq and is a predicted model, not a curated record. The transcript has a single exon. Gene Ontology annotation, biological process: transsulfuration. Gene Ontology annotation, molecular function: thiosulfate-cyanide sulfurtransferase activity. The coding region runs from base 1 to 906 and encodes 301 amino acids.